GGCAGACAAAGCCGCGGCUAAUGAAUGGGAGUGAGUCCGCCUGCGCGGCCGUCGUCCGCAGCCGGGCGGGAGCCGCCCCACGCCCGGCGCCCGCGAUCCCUGUCCGGCGUAGAAUUUGGAGAGGGACCAGAACUGGGCAGUGGAGCUGUUGCAGCAUGAAGAGCAGUGAUGGUGAGGCUGUGUUGUGGAGAGUUGGAAGAACAGUCCGUGGCGCUCUCCGACCUGCCCCAAGAUGGAGCACUUGUCACGACAUUGCCAUGGCUGCCACCUUCGCCUGUCUGGUGCUUCCAGACUUGCUCUAAGGAGAUUGCAGAUAUUACAGCACUUCACCUCUAAGUGUCCUUUUCUUCUAAGGAAAGGCAAAGGGAGGAAUUCCCUGGCGGUCCAGUGGUUAGGUCUUGGCGCUUCAGCACUUCCAUUGCCGUGGCCUGGGUUCAGUCCCUGGUCAGGGAACUAAGAUCCUGCAUGCCGCAGAGCGUGGCCCCCCAAAAAAAGAAAAAGAAAAGGCAAAGGGAUGUUCUUUCUCACCAGUAGUACAGCUGUGAAGGAAAUGAACGAUAAUCCCUCAUAACAUUCGGUGGCCAAGCCGCAGUCAGAUUUCCCUACUGUGUUUAUUAGCUUGUUUGUUCCAAACCAGAAUCUAGUCCAGGUCAUUGCACUGAGUCUGUCUCUUUAUCUUUAGCCUUUUUGAUUCUGGAACAAUAACCCGCCCCCAUUUUUUUCCAUGACACUGACUUUUUUAAGAGACUAGGCCAGUUGUCUUGCGAAUGUCCAUGUUUUGGGUUUGUUUGCCAUUUUCCUUCUUUGUCGUUUACAGUUGACCCUUGAACAACAUGGCAGGCGGUUAGGGGUGCCACCCUCCACAUAGUCGGAAAUCUGAGGAUAGGUUGUAGUCGGCCCUCGGUGUCCACGGCUGCUUCCCAUCCUCGGGUGCCACCAGCCUGGGACCUGCACAUCUUCACGUGGGUGCUGCUGGGCUUCCUGUUUGCUGCCCUCAGAGGCUGUCCUUUGGGGACCGACGCCCACUUUCUAGGGCUGUUGUUCUUUCUUUCUGUGUUUUGUCUGUGUUUCCCUCGUCCAUUACAUUCAAGGAAGACAGGAAAAAUGCUGAAUUCUGUCCUUGUAGUACCUCUUUCUGGGGAGCAGUGGCUGUAAUAGUCACCUGCAUUGUGGCAGAUGUUUUUAUUUGUCCUUUUUCUUCUUUGAGUAUCAGUGCUAGCAGGUUUUCAUUUAUUCAGUACAUUGUAAUCUAUUAAAGUCCUCUGGUUCUGUUUUUUUGGUGUUCAGACAGUUGUGACCGACCCGUCGGGCACCCCGGCGAAGCCGGCUCCGUGUGCUGCUUUGGCAUCAUCCUGGCAGCGCUUCCCUUCUGCCGCCUUCCGUUCCUUUGCCAGAGCUGCAGUCAGCUCUUUCUGCAGAGCGCUUUGGUUCCCUUCAGUGCAGAAGGUAUUCAGAAAGCAAGAUCUAGGUAUUAGAUCUGUUUGUUGUCUUUGUGUAUUAUUGCAGCUUUAAGUGCUGGUCUGGUGCACAGAGCUAGGAAAUGUAUCUUUAAAACAUCAAGAGUUAUACUGAUAUUUUCAAUGCAGAUUUAAAAUUAUAUAGUUUUACUUCUUUGAUUUUUAAAAAAUGUCUUUUUGUUUACUUUUUUAAAUUUAUUUAUUAAUUUUUGGCUGUGUUGGGUCUUUGCUGCUGCACGCGGGCUUUCUCUAGUUGUGGCGAAUGGGGGCUACUCUUCCUUGCAGCGCGCAGGCUUUUCGUUGCCGUGGCUUCUCUUGAUGCGGAGCACGGGCUCUAGGUGCGCGGGGUUCAGUAGUUGUGGCACACGGGCUUAGUUGCUCCAUGGCAUGUGGGAUCUUCCCAGACCAGGGAUCAAACCCGUGUGCCCUGCGUUGGCAGGCAGAUUCUUAACUGCUGCGCCACCAGGCAAGGUCCCUCUGUCUUUUUCUUAUCCUGAAAAUUUUGAUUAUUUUUUUUAAUUAAUUUUUAUUGGAGUAUAGUUGCUUUACAAUGUUGUGUUAGUUUCUACUGUACAGCAAAGUGAAUCAGCUAUAGGUAUACAUAUAUCCCCUCUUUUUUGGAUUUCCUUCCCAUUUAGGUCACCACAGGGCAUUGAGUAGAAAAUUAUGAUUCCUUAAUGCCAUUGGCAUGAUUACUUAUUUGUUUUAUGCUAAAGUACACAAAAAAUGGGUCAAAUGACAAUAUUAUGUUACUACUGCUAAUGAAAUCACUUAGCAAAAUUUAAGGUGUUUUUUUGUUUUUAAGUUCUUUUUGUCUUUAGUAUAUAUUGUGCUUUGGAUGAAUAAAGUCCUGUGUGUUAAAGCCCCUUGGUGAACAUUCUUUGUCUGUGUUAUGGUUGCUUAUUUGAUACACAAUUAGGCCUAUUUGUUUCAGAUUUGGACUUUUCUAAAUUUUAAUGUACAGAUAAUCACGUGGCUCAAAAGUCAACAUUAUAUAAAAGAUACGAUCAGAAAUCUCACUUGCAUUCGUAUCUCCUCCACUCUUUAUAGGCAACCUUUUUUUUUUUAAUUUUUUUUUUGGCUGUGUUGGGUCUUAGUUGCUGUGCGCGGGCUUUCUCCAGUUGCGGUGAGCGGGGGCUACCCUUUGUUGUGGUGCGUGGGCUUCUCAUUGCGGUGGCUUCUCUUGUUGCGGAGCACGGGCUCCAGGCGCGCGGGCUUCAGUAGUUGUGGUACGCGGGCUCAGUAGCUGUGGCUCGUGGGCUCUAGAGCGCAGGCUCAGUAGUUCUGGCACACGGGCUUAGUUGCUCUGCGGCAUGUGGGAUCUUCCCGGGCCAGGGCUCGAACCCGUGACCCCUGCAUUGGCAGGCGGAUUCUUAACCACUGCACCACCAGGGAAGCCCCUGUAGGCAACCCUUUUUAUUUCUACUUUAUCCUGCAAAAAUAAGCACACACACAUAUAUUUGUAACUUCCCUUGUUUUCCCUCCUGUCUUUCAUAAAACGUAACAAAUACUAUUUAUGCUAUGUGUCUUGCUUUUUAUUCAACAGCCUGUGUAUGUAUCAGUCUUUAUUGGUGGGUGUUUGAGUGGUUUUCCAUUCUGGCUGUGAACUGCAAUGACUGACCUUGGGCAGGUGGUGUUUUGUAUUUGAUGGGGCCGUCUCUGGGGUCUGUGCCUGGCAGCGGAUUGCUGGGUCCCUGGGUAAAUGUAAUUUGGAACGUGUUUCCCAAGUCCCCUGCAAAGGUGCCGUCCCACUUGCUCUCCAUCAGCACUCUUCCCAGCCCCACCGAGAGGUGCUACCAAGGUUUGGGGUCUUUCCAGUCUCAUCCGGUGAGACUUGAAGUAGUUUCCUUUAAUGUGCUUCAACUUCAACGUGAAAAAUGGAAAAAUAUACUUUACUAAGUUGGCUAUGUCUGGUAUCAAAGCAGAUGAGGGCAUUGAGUGAAAGUUGUAAGUCACGGAGCCCGGCCGGCCUCUGCAGGGUGAGAACUGGGAAACGCUGCCCAUGGGAAUUCAUUGUGACACUUACUUCUGCAAGUACAGUAGUUUGGAGCACAGUUUCUUCAAUUCUUAAAAUAAAAAAUAACCAUAUAUUCUCUAAGUCAGAACACAUGCCUGAAAUUGAGAAUUUUCCAUACAUUUUGGUUUUUUCUAGCCCAUGGAAAGUAUCCUCUGAUGAGCUACCUUUACUUUUAGGUGUUUUCGGCUUUGAAACUAAAAAAUGUCAAGUGAAUUUCAGAAAAUGUGGGUUUUGGAUGCCUCCUUUCUACCCCUCAUCCUCCUCUCCCAGUCUCUGCUCAGAAUUUAGGAUCGCCGUGCUCACUGUUCAGUGUACCUGUAUUUUCUUAAUCUCCUCGGUGCUUCAGAGCGGUCCUCUAGCUGUCAAGAGAUGGGUGGGGCUGAGUGAGACGGGGCAGCCUCUGCCCUGGGGGGCCAGGGGCUGCGGGCAGCGUCCACAACAAGGAAACUGACUGGAUUUGUUCUAGAAGGACCGUUUCCCUUAUUGUCAUUGAUUGCCCUGUUUAAUAUUCAUGCCAAUUGAUCUUAUUUUAGACUAAAUCUGAUUCGCUGGAGAACAGAAGCAGAACCACGGAACGGCUGGUUCCAGAUGCCAUCCAGAUGCACGGUAAAUAGUGGGAGCCCUUACAAGUUGGCGCCUAGAUCCUUCUGACACAAUUCUCAUCCUCUCUCAGAGGUUCCUGGCUCUCUUGUAUGCCAGAAUGUUCUAGGCUCAUUUUGUAUUCUUCCUGCCCAAGACCUGCAAUCAGCCAUUCCUUCAAAAGCCCUGCUCUUCUUUAAUGGGAAAUGGUGUUUCACAACCAUAGUCUGGAUAUCAGAUAAUGCAGAAGGAUCACUGUGCCAUCAAGAUGACGGCGAUCCUGUGUCUGAGGCAAGCAGGUCCCCGCUGCGUGAAUGCGUGUCCACACCGUGAAGUGUUUAAGAGUAGAACUCCUGGAAAGCAGCGGUCCGCACCCUAAUGACAUGCUCACGAGUUCCCUAGUCUACUUCUCAGUAAGAUUUAUGAUUAGCCAUAUUCAUAAACAUCCCGAAAGAUAGGAUUCUUUUGAAAGAACUGAAGAUAACAUACAUUUGGGGGCACAGAUGAGCAUUUGGAUCAGUUUCCUACCAACCUAGGAGGUCAGCAUCACGAAGCAGCCAGAAUAGUUAUGGUCGGUCAUGGAGAAUGACCAGGAGACUCAUCCCAAAGGGGAUGGUGAUUUUGUUUCUGAUAAAAUAAAUUUUAAAAUAGAAGAGGAAGAUGAUGAUCAAAUCCCUAAUCACAGUUUGGAAAGAAUGGACUUUAAAAACGAGCAGGAGGGCAGGAAACGGGCUGACAGUGGUGACGAACGGGCAGAGGGCAGAGAGGCAAGCUGCGGCUGCCAGCCCCCCGGGAGGCGCGUCUCCCCUGACCCCGAGGACGACUACGGGGCCCUGUUGUCACAGUACAGCAGCACCCUGUACAGCGUGGCCAUGGAGGCCGUGACGCAGAGCUUGCUCUCCGGCCGCGGCAUCGGCUCCAGGAAGAAGUCCCCGGCUUGGAAGCAUUUUUUCAUCUCACCCCGGGACAGCACGAAGGCCAUCUGCACGUACUGUAUGAAGGAGUUCAGCAGGGGCAAGAACGAGAAGGACCUGAGCACCAGCUGCCUGAUGCGGCACGUGAGGCGGGCGCACCCCACCGUUCUCGUGGAGGACAACGGCAGCGCGCCAGCCCCAGCCCCCCUCCCUGCCCCUCUGCCGCGGCUCCCACCACCGCCUGCUGACGCCGGAGACCCGGGCACCGUCCUCUCACCUGGCAAACUCGUCCCCAGAACGGCUUCCAAGAGCCCGUCUCCCCAUCAGGUAACAGAGGAACCUGGCUCUGUGGUUUCUUCCGAAGAGGCCCCCUCCGACGUGUCAGUCUCUGAGAGGUACAGCAAGGAUGAAGCCCUGGCGGGACCGCCUCCCCAGCCCCCCAGCCUCCACUGCGACGAGCCUGCAGAGAACGGGGCUGAGAAAAACCUCCCCCUGCCCAGGAGCGCAUCCGGGUCCAGGAGGAGGUCCGCCGUCUGGAAGCACUUCUACCUGUCGCCCCUGGACAACUCCAAGGCCGUGUGCAUCCACUGCAUGAACGAGUUCAGCCGGGGGAAGAACGGGAAGGACCUGGGCACCAGCUGCCUCAUCAGGCACAUGUGGCGGGCACACCGCUCCAUUGUGCUGCGGGAAAACGGUGGGGGCGCUGGCGUGCCGCCCCCCUACUCCGCGCCCCCAACCCUGCUGCCCACUCCGCCGCCGCCCGACGGAGAGCCCAGCCCCGCAUCCUCGUCUCCGGGGAAGCCGGUCCAGGACUCCACCUCCGCGCCCUCCUCCCCCGACCGGCUUGUGGAGGACCCGCCAGCGCACUGGAACCCCGGAGACACUCCAGUGGAAGACGCGUGGGUGUUGUCCUCCUCCUCUGACGUGGGCGAGGCCUCGUGGGCAUCGUCUCCCGAGAAGCAGCCGGGCGACGCGCCCAGCCCUCGCCCUCUCGAGUCCGGUGCCGUGUUCCAGCAGAACAAGAAGGUCAUGAGGAGGCUGAAGUCGGAAGUCUGGCAUCACUUCUCGCUGGCCCCCACGGACAGCCUCAAGGCUGUGUGCAGACACUGUGGCUGCGUCAUCAGCCGGGGAAAGAAGGGUGACGUGGGCACAAGCUGUUUGAUGCGGCAUCUCUACAGGCGCCACCCGGAGGUCGUUGGGAACCAGAAGGGCUUUCUGGGGGCCAGCUUGGCGAAUUCGCCAUACGCCACCUUGGCUUCUGCAGAAACUUCCUCCUCCAGAUUAACUGACCUGCCGACCAUGGUCACAAAAAACAAUCAAGUUACGUUUCCCGUCAACAGCAAAAAGACCUCAAAGUUGUGGAAUCAUUUUUCUCUCUGCUCCGCAGACCCCACGAAGGUCGUGUGCUUGCACUGUGGCCGGACGAUCAGCAGGGGCAAGAAGCCGACAAACCUGGGCACCAGCUGCCUCCUGAGGCACCUGCAGAGGUUCCACGGCGCUGUGCUGAAGCCCGACGCCCCCAGGGCGGCGCCACCCUCCCCUCCCGGUGCCCACGGGCCCCUGAGCUCAGAGUCGGCCGGCGCCUCCUCCCGCGAUGACAUCAGCGAGAAGUUUUAUGAUUCGCAUCCAGUUGCCAAAAAGAUAACAAGUCUCAUUGCUGAAAUGAUCGCACUUGACCUCCAGCCGUACUCGUUUGUGGACAACGUUGGCUUCAAUAGACUGCUCGGAUACUUGAAACCUCAGUACUCUCUGCCCCCUCCGUCCUACUUCUCCAGGACAGCCAUCCCAGGUAUGUACGACAAUGUGAAACACAUCAUCAUGUCACAUCUCCAGGAAGCCGAGAGUGGUGUGGUCCACUUCACGUCUGGAAUAUGGAUGAGCAGCCAGACCCGGGAGUACCUGACCCUCACCGCCCACUGGGUCACCUUCGAGUCGUCGGCCCGACCGCACUGCGAGGACCACCACUGCUCGGCGCUGCUGGACGUGUCGCAGGUGGACUGCGACUACAGCGGCAGCAGCAUCCAGAAGCAGCUGGAGUGCUGGUGGGAGGCCUGGGUGACGUCGACGGGCCUGCAGGUGGGCAUCACGGUCACCGACAACCCCAGCAUAGGCAAGACGCUGAACGAGGGGGCACGCUCGAGCGUGCAGUGCUUCAGUCACACGGUCAGCCUCAUCGUCAGCGAAGCCAUCAAGAGCCAGAGGCUGGUCCAGAACGUACUCAGCACCGCACGGAAGAUAUGCGAGCGGGUCCAGCGGUCGCCGCGGGCGAAAGCAAAGCUGGCGGAGCUGCAGGAGGAGUACGAGCUGCCGCCCCACCGCCUCCUGCAGGACGUGCCAUCCGAGUGGAGCACGUCGUUUCACAUGCUGGAGCGGCUGAUCGAGCAGAAGAGGGCAGUGAACGAGCUGUCCGUCGAGUGUAACUUCCGGGAGCUCAUCAGCUGCGACCAGUGGGAGGUGAUGCAGUCCGUGUGCCACGCCCUGAAGCCCUUCGACGCCGCCCGGCGGGAGAUGAGCGCCCACGUGUCCACACUCAGCCAGGUCAUCCCCAUGAUCCACAUCCUCAGCAGGAGGGUGGAGAUGCUGUUCGAGGAGACCAUGGGCAUCGACACCAUGCUCAAGUCCCUCAGGGAGGCCAUGGUGAGCCGCCUGUCCGCCACCCUCCACGACCCCCGGUACGUGCUGGCCACCCUGCUGGACCCGCGCUACAAAGCCUCCCUCUUCUCCGAGGAGGAGGCCGAGCAGUACAAGCAGGACUUAAUCAGGGAACUCGAGACGCUGAAUUCUACCUCAGAGCCUGCGCCCGCCCCCAGCGGACGUGACCCAGGCUGCCCGCCGAGAGACCGUGCUGGGGAGGAGAGCCUGUGGUCGCUUAUGGCCAGGAUGAAGAAGGCCGAGCCCGGAGGGAGGACGAGGGUCCCGGAGGACAUGGUGCUCGCCUACCUGGAGGAGGAGGUGCUGGAGCACGCCUGCGACCCACUCGCCUACUGGAACCUGAAGAGGGCGGCCUGGCCAGGCCUCUCCACCUUGGCCGUGCGGUUUCUGGGCUGCCCCCCGAGCAUCGUCCCCUCCGAGAGGCUGUUCAGCACACCCACCGAGAACGGCAGCUUUGGCCAGUCCAGGCUCAUGAUGGAACAUUUCGAGAAACUUAUUUUUCUGAAAGUGAAUCUUCCCUUAAUAUGCUUCCAGUAUUGAAGCUCACGGUGGAGCCACCAGACGAGAAACAGCAUCUGUCCCGGGCUGGCGGCUCGCUGCGGUCGGGGCCCUGCGGGACAGCAGGCCGGGCGCUCAGGUCCACAUCCACGGGAGGCUCCCGUCCCGGCCCUCGCCGUCAUGUCCACAUGUGCCUUACCCAGUCCUUCAGGCCAGGUACCACGGUGUGUUUUUUAAGAAGUCCAGUAGAAACAGCCUGUCUUGUCAGUUAUGGAAUACAAUGAUUAGGUUUUUAUUCGUAACUGUAAAAUUUUUUAAAAGUUGGGGGUUAGAAGUUUGUUUUACUAGAAUGGCAGAGGAGAUAUAAGCAGUUUUAUUCUGUAGGCUUUUUAUUCGAUUAUGUAAAAACCACAAAUCAGGUACUGUAUUUUAGUUUAAAAUUGCUUUAAUUGCAACAAAACAGCUUUUGUGGCUGUCAGAUAAAAUCUGUAUAUAGGAGGUGGAGUUCAAGCCAUCCUGACGGAGCAGUUCCUGGCUGCGGGCUCUAAAGUACGUUCAGGGGACGGCGAGGAUUCUGGGAGGUGACUGUUUACACAACAGAGACAUGGCAUUCGAAGACAAGCCUGCACUCACAUGUAUCACGGAAUGUCCGUCGUGUAGGGUUCAGGGGAGAGAGCACUACCGUUUCAGGGGUUUGCCCUCGGUGCCACGUGGGCUGUUAGCUGGGACACAUCCCCGCCGUUCACAGUGAGCGCCGGUGGUGCCUGCUGUGUAGCUGGUGCACAGUGUGACACGUUUACAGCAUCCUGUUGAUGGAAUCUCCAAGCCUCUGACUCAGCGGCUCUACACCAUGAAGCUAUCUUGAAAUUUGUGCACUGACCCCCAAUUUGAUCAAAUUAUGUAUACAGUCCCUUUUAGAAGAGGUGGCUUAUUAACAGGGAAGAAGAUUGCUAUAAUACAGUUGUAAGAAUAGCCUUAGGUGUUUAGAUUUUCUUUUUGAUAAUAGGGAAGAUUCAGCCAUCAAUGGGAUAUUUUAGAAUCCCAAGGACAUCGACAUGGAGUAUCAGUCAUCAGGUUUUUUUUAACAAUAAUACGUCUUCAAAGUCUUUGCCUCAGUGUCUAGAAAAGGGUUCAUUUUCUUAUUUCAAACCAGGUAAAAUACUGGGUGAAACAAGUCACUGAUUUGCCUGUGACCUUUUAGAAAAGUUGUCGUUUUGUUAAAAUACUGUACCUAUUAUUAAUCUGAAUUUGCAUUGACUAUGUUUUAGUGUAUUUAUAAGUGGUGAACUCAGUUUCUGAAAUUAAACUUUUUAUUUGCCAUUUUCUACUGCUGGAGGACACUGGCUUUUUAUUCUUAGGAUAACAAAACAGUCCUACUCUUGGGGGCCAACAUACACAGAAACCACAUUCAUGCAGCCUUUGGAUUUUCACCUUAGCCCCAGGUGGGACCCAGGGGAAGUGGAGGAGUAAUUCUUACAACAGCAUUUCUGAUAGUGGCAGUGAUGUAUGAGAACUUCCCAGGUCUUGUGUUCAGAGCGAGUGCUGUGCAGCCUGUGGUGUUGGAGGGGAAGAGCAGCCACUGUGGAAAGUAGUGUGGAGGCUCCUCCAAGAAUCGUAUGCUACCAUGUGACCCAGCAAUCCCACUCCUGGAUAUUUUUCUGAAGAAGGCAAAAACACUAAUUUGAAAAGAUACAUGUACCCCCAUGUUCAUAGCAACAUUAUUUAUGAUAGCAAGAUAUGGAAGCAACUAAAGUGUCCAUCAACAGAUGAAUGGAUAGAGAAGAUAUGGUGUGUGUGUGUAUAUAUAUAUAUGUAUACAUAUAUAUACACACAAUGGAAUAUUACUUAGCCAUAAAAAAAAUCUUGCCAUUUGCAACAAAAUGGAUAGAUCUGGAGAGUGUUAUGCUAAGUGAAAUAAGUUGGACAGAGAAAGACAAAUACCACAUGAUUUCACGCAAAUGUGGAAUCUAAAAACAAAAUGAAACAGGAACACACUCAUAGAUACAGAGAAUAAACUGGUAGUUUCCAGAAGGGAGAGGAUGAGGGACGAGUGAAACAGGUGAGGGAGAGGAAGAGGCACAAACUUCCAUUGACAAAACGAGUCACCAGGUUGUAAUGUACAGCAUAGGGCAUAUAAUCAGUAAUAUUGUAAUAAAUUUGUGUGGUGACAGAUGGUAACCAGACUUAUUGUGAUCAUUUUCAUAACGUAUAAAAAUAUCGGAUCACUAUGUGGUAUACCUACAUCGUAUGUCAGUUAUAGUUCAAUUAAGAAAAAUCCAUUAGUGUCAGAAUGAGAAAGGGUCUGGGAAGAUGGCGGAGUAGGAGCACCGCAAGUCCCCGUCCCCUGCCGGAAUCGUCUGCCGUAACUGUCGGGAACUCUGGAGAAUACAGAAGGUUUGUAACCCCCAGGGGAGACUUGCAGGGUGGCAGCGCCCCACCCCCCAGCCCCAGCCACCUGGCAGGCAGCUGUGCGUGGGUCCUAGAGCAGCUUGCACACAGCUUGCAGGAGCCAGGGCGGGGAAAGAAAGGACCCUGUCCUCCAGAUAGUGGGGAUCUGUGCUCUGUUAGCUCAUCACUGCUUCUGAUCUCACAGGUGCAGAGAAAGAGGCAGGUGCCGUUGUUGUGCCUCCCCCGCCCCCUGCACCCCCGCUUUGUUGCAAGACCCUCUUCCCCUUCUCCAGUGUCUUCCAGGGGAUUUAAAGGGCCAGAGCCCUUUUUUUAAAAAAAAAUAUUUUUUAUUUAUUUACUUUUGGCUGCAUUGCGUCUUCAUUGUUGCGCCCGGGCUUUCUCUAGUUGCAGCGAGUGAGGGCUACCCUUCGUGGCGGUGCGUGGGCUUCUCAUCGUGGUGGCUUCUCUUUUUGUGGAGCACGGGCUCUAGGCACACGGGAUUCAGUAGUUAUGGCACAUGGGCUCAGUAGUUGUGGCUCACGGGCUCUAGAGUACAGGCUCAGUAGUUGCGGUGCACGGGUUUAGUUGUUCUGCGGCACGUGGGAUCUUCCCGGACCAGGGAUCGAACCCGUGUCCCCUGCAUCGGCAGGUGGAUUCCCAACCACUGCGCCACCAGGGAAGUCCCCAGAGCCCUUUCUUAAUCCCCUGUAUUUUUUGCUUUUCCCCUUUCAGGAGUCAGACAUUAAAGACUAAGGACAUAUAAAAAUAACUGCAUAUAUGAGGAGAAUUAGAAUGUGACUACUUGUGCCCAGGGAACGGCUCAGAAAACACUUAAGAAGACAUUAAGUUUACGCCUCAGGCUGACCCUUGGCACAAAGACAAUCAAAAACAAAACCUAGGGAAAGCACAAAGCCUAGGGAAGAGGAAGAAUCUGAUUUCCAGAGUCACCAAAUUGUUAGAUGAAAAUGUCCAGUGCACAAAAAAAAAAUCGCAAGGCAUACAAAGAAACGGGAAAGUAUGGUCAAAAUACUUUUUACCCAAAGGAAAAAAAUAAUUCAACAGUCUCUCCCUGAAAAAAAGACCUGAUGGUGGGUAUACUGGCCAGAGGCUUUAAAACAGCACUCUUAAAGAUGCUCAAAGAACUAAAUAGGACAUGGAGAAAGUCAAGAAAAUAAUGUAUGAAAAAAUGGAAAUAUCAGUAAAGACAUAGAAAACCUAAAAAACCAAAAUGAAAUUUGGAGCUGAAAAGUACAACUGAGAUGGAAAUUUCACUAGAAAGAUUCAAAGGCAGAUUUAAGCAGAAUGAAUAAAGAAUCAGCAACUAUGAAUAUAGUACAAUGGAAAUCAUCAAGUUUGAGAAACAGAAAAAAGAUUGAAGAAAAGUGAACAGAGCUAAGGGAUAUGUGGGCACCACUAAGCAAGCCAACAUACGUACUGUGGGAGUCCCAGAGGAAGAAGUUAUGGGUGGGGGCAGAAAGAAUAUGUGAAGAUAUAAUGGCCGAUAACUUCCCAAAUUUGAUGAAAGACACAAAUAUAAACAUCCAAGAAGCUCAUGAACUUCAAGUAAGAUGAACUCAAAGAGACCCACACUAAGACAUGUUAUAUAAUCAAACUGUCAAAAGGCAGAGAAUCUUGAAAGCAUCAAGAGAAGUGACUCACCACACACAAGGAUCAUCAAUAAAAUAUUAGCAGAUUUCUCACCAGAAACCUUGGAGCCCAGAAGACAAUGGGCUGAUAUAUUCAAAGUGCUAAAUGAAAAAAAACUGUCCAUCAGGAAUUUUAUAUCUGGCUAAACUAUCCUUCAAAAAUGAGGGAGAGGGAUUUCCCUGGCAGUCCAGUGGUUAAGACCCCACACUUCCACUGCAGGGAGCAUGGGUUUGAUCCCUGGUCUGGGAACUAAGAUCCUGUAUUCCACGUGACGCAGCCAAAAAAAAAACGAGGGAGAAAUUAAGACGAUCCCAGAUACGCAAAAGCUGAGGGAGUUAGUGACCACUAGACCUGCCCUGCAAGAAAUGCUCAAGGGAGCCCUGCAGGUGAGAUGAAGGGACAUCAGACAGUGACUCAAAGCCAUGUGAAGAAAUGAAGUGUUCAGAGAGGUAAAUAUAUAUGCAGCUACAAAACCUAGUAUUAUUGUGAAGAUGCAUUGUAACUCCACUUUUGGGGGGUUUUUUUCCCCAUGUUUAAGAGACUAAUACAUUAAAAAAGAAAAAAUAUAUAUAUAUACAUUCACAAACAUAUAUAUAUAUACUUCCAGUUUUUAGUUCUGCGUGUGAGGAGCUUGGAAAUUGCAACUCCAUCCUAACAAGUAAAAAGCAGAACAAUCUGAAAAAUCAAAAACUCUUCUUGGCGGACACAGGUCAAACUGUUGCCCCCAAGACUGGGGAGACAGGCAAGUACAGUGAAUCACGGUUUACCAGAGUAGAGAGUCAGGAGUGCAACCUGGCCUGGGAAACCAGUUCUGGGGCAGAAGAACUUAAACUGCAGUUGAUGUAUUUUUGGAGACUCAAAGUCGUCAGCAACUGUGAGAGUUAAGAACUCCGGGGGAGCCAGUCAUAAGGGAGCCCACACAAUACUGUGAGAUUUACCCCUGGAGCAUGAUCAGGUUCCCAAGUAAAUAUCAAAGUCCCCUCAAGCUUUCUGCAGGGGGAGGGAAGGAACCAUUUCCUAAUGGGACAGAGGACUCUGCUCUCCUUAACAAGGCUGCUCUCAAGGAAAACUUGUUAACCAGAGCCUGACCUGCUGGGGUGUUAUCAGAGCCUAACUGACCAGGGGAAGGGAAGUGCCCAGCUCCAGCCUCCUCUGGGCAGCCUGUCCCAACCAAGGGGAGAAAAAGGACUGAGAAACACUUGUGAAGGUCACAGUCCAGAGGCACAGGCUCGGUAAAAGAACUGAGGCCUGAUCACAGGACCAUAGAAGGCUUCCCCUCUCCC
Molecule: messenger RNA, 13435 nt
Organism: Physeter macrocephalus (sperm whale)
Lineage: Eukaryota; Metazoa; Chordata; Mammalia; Artiodactyla; Physeteridae
Product: zinc finger BED domain-containing protein 4
Exons: 5
Coding region: 4632-8159 (1175 amino acids)
Molecular function (GO): DNA binding; protein dimerization activity
Source: RefSeq, a predicted model, not a curated record